AUGUAUAUACCCGCUCCACGCACGGCGCAGACUGCCACGGGGGCCGUACGGAUGGUGCGCAGCGGGCACGGUCCUGGUUCAACAGUACAAGUGAGCACACCGUCUGCAUUAAUUCCCGAAGAAGGAAGUGACGUAGCAGUGUCAUGCGCAGCAGACUGUUUCCUCCGAUGUGACUUCACGUGGACAUUCAAUGACAAGACAAUAAGCAACUCAAGCAUUCUGUCUAUAUUCGGAAUUAACAGAACACAGAAUGGAACCUACACGUGUACCGCUGUCAACCCAGAUACACGGCAAUCGGCAAACACAUCAGUCCACGUGGAUGUGCUGUACCAACCAGUUAUUAAGCGGAUACAAUUAAAGAAACCCGACAUUAAAGCUGUUGUUAACGAAGUAAGACCCAUCACACUGAUAUGCGUUGUCGACAGCAACCCGACAUCUAGCAUGAAGCUGUUCAGGGACAGACAACUCGUACGACAGAUGACGAAUGUGACGAGUCUGGAAUACACCUGGCGCGAAGCUGUGUGCCAAACCUCGGGGACGUACUCGUGUGAAGCAGAAAACAGCGUGAAGUCACCGGCCAAGAAAACCACGGAACUGGUUGUUGAAUGUUUUCCAGGGAAAGAAGACGGUCGGUUCGCGGCAGGUUUUGGGGGAGGGAUUGGAACAACAGUUGCCCUACUCCUGCUAUGUGGAGCAGCCGUCCGUUUGUACUUCCGGUUGAAGAAAUCUCGAAAACAGAAGCAGGAGAAAAACUCCAGCAGAAACACGGAACAGCAGCUAUACAGUAAUGCAGCUUGUGGGAAUCAAGACGAAUCUGCUAGACCGGAAGCUCACGCUGCACCGGAAGCUGAUACUACUGUAUACUCAUCGCUUGGCGCUGCAGGUUCUGAGGCACCCUAUGAAGGUCUUACAUUUGAUAACCGAACACAAGAAGUGACGUACGAAAACGUAGCCUACAGAAGUGAACACUGUUGAUCGGUUCCUUUCAUCAGACUUGAACUCCGUUCACUUGGUGAACUGCGACUAGAGAUAUGCUGAUAUCAUAAAGUAGCAGGUGUUGACAGAGUAGUUAACGAAUACAUUAAGUCAACCGCUACGUUGCUCAUGCCAGUUUAUGUUAAACUUGUGAAUACUAUUUCUGAUAAUGGAGUCUUACCAGAUGAAUGAAUUAUUUUAACAAUUUUUGAAAAUAAAGGAAGCCGGCUACAUCCCAAAAAUUACCGACCAAUCACAUUACUUUACUGCUGCUCUAGACUGUUCACAACUUUACUUAAUAACUGUUUACGUGUAUUUAUUGAGGAAAAUAAUAUGAUUAGUAAAGGCUACUCAACUACAGACCAUAUUUAUACAUUACAUCACUUAAUAGAUAUCUUGAAAAAAAGGAAAAAGAAAUUAUAUUGCGCUUUUGUGGAUUUUGAGAAAGCAUUCGAUGCGGUACCUAGAAUACAGCUUUAGCAUAAACUACCACAGCAUAACAUAACCGGUAAAUUUUCUAGAAUUAUGCAUCAAAUGUAUCAAGUCGUUAAAUCAAUGAUUGUCGUAAAUAAUCAGCAAUCUACUUUAUUCCCAUGUAACAACGGUAUCCGUCAAGGUGAAAAUGUAUCCCCUAUUCUAUUCUCCCUGUAUUUUUAUGAUUUAGAAGAUUAUGUAUCUAGCCAUGGAUGUGAAGGGGUUUCCCCUACAGAAGACAACCAAGGUGGCCCAGUAGAUAUUGCUUUACACAUGUUUUGCUUGUUAUAUGCAGACGGAGCUGCCCUAUUAUCAACCACUGCAGAAGACAUACAACACACCUUAUAUAUGUUUUUUUUAUCAAUAUUGCAAUAAAUGGAAACUUAAAAUAAACGGUAACAAAACGAAAAUAUUGAUAUUUAACACUAGAGGUUAUAAACAUAAUUUUAAGAUUGGAAAAAUACAUUUGAACCUGCGAAAGAAUACAACUACUUAGGGAUUGCUUUUACAAAAUUAAAUAACGUUCGAAUUACUAAGAAUAGACUUAAACAACAGGCUACCAAGGCCAUGUACUUUGUACAAUCAAAAUCAAAGGACAACUAUCUAUCAACCGAAUGCUAACUUAAAUGAUCCACUUAAUGGUUCUGCCAAUUUUAUUAUAUGGAUGCGAAAUAUGGGGAUAUGAAAAAGUUGAUAUAUUUAAUUCUGUACAAAUAAACUUUCUAAGACACAUCAUACCUGUUGAAAACACAACACAAAUAUGUAUGCUUUAUGGAGAGUUAGGGAGAAUGCCAGUCGAGUUAACUAUAUAUAUGGAACAAUCUGUUGCCUGAUAUUAGAAAUUCUUCUUCAUUAAAAUUGUUUAAAAUACAAAUGAACAAACACGACCCUGCUGUUCCAUUUUAUUUCUAUGAAGGUGAUAGAUGGCAACAGAUUCUACAUAGUCGACUCCGUUUGGGUACCAGUGAUUUGAAUGGUCACAAAUUUGUACGACAUGUGACAGAUACCCCUUCUUGUAUUUGUGGCCAUCCAGUUGAAGAUGCAGAACAUUUGUGUUUAUGUUUUUUCCCAAUAUAUGCUGCAGAUCGCAAUACCCAUUUACUGAACUAUUAUAAUCUCAAGUGUCAUACUUUGCUAUUUGGAGAUUCAAAUUUAAGUGUCCAAUAUAAUAUCUCUAUAUUUUUGUUCUUAUCUUAUAUAUCUGUUCAGAAUGUUCUUAUUAAUAGUAAGCGUUUCGAGAUCAGUUAACCAUUUAACCAUUCUAAUUGGUUGUUAUUUAUUCUUUGUUUCUUCUACACCUUCCUCUCUUCUACCCCCACCCCCCUCCAGUUAUCCGUGUUAUCUUUAUUGUAAUAUUGUUCUAGCCAUCUUGAUGUAUAACAUGUAUAUUUGUUAAAUGUAGGGAGAGGCCUUAAUAUAGGCACUUGCCUGUUGGCCAAUCACAAAUUUGAUUUGCUAAUAAAUAUUGUUCAAACCAACUAUAUAUAGGAGAAUGGUAUGCUACUGGGCGUGACUGAUAUCGGGAAAACAAUCAACAUUGUCUGCUCUUUUAUACAUAAUUAUGUUAAAUGACUACCUUACUAACGGAACUAACUAUAACUGGAUUAAUACUGUUAAAAACACAUUGAAUAACUUGGGAAUGGGUGAUAUCUGGAUAACACAAUCUUUCAUAUCAGUAAAUUGUCUCUCACGACAAAUUAAACAAAGACAAUGCGAUCAGUAUUUACAAACAUGGAAAAAUAAAAUAUCACAGUCAUCGAGAGGCAACACUUACCGAUUAUACAAAGAACAACUAUUUUCCGAAGGCUAUAUUAAUAAACUACCAGAAAAACUGUGGACAACACUCUUAAAAUAUACAACGUCUAACCAUUACCUACCCGUUGAAAUUGGACGUUGAAAUAACAUAAUCAUAGAAGAUAGAAUUUGUACACUAUGUAAUACAAUGAACAUUGGUGUGAUGGUACAUGCUCUUACAUUUGUUUCGCCUGUGGCGAUUUUAAUUGUUAGAGGGCCGUGUGCAUUUCCAUAUGCACUUAGCGCAGGUGGGCAACUUGUUACGUAAUACUUCGCGCGAUCGGGCAUUCCAAUAUGCACUUAGUCCCGCUGUGGAGGCCAUGUGACGAGUAGUUACGUAAUACCUCUGCGAGUGCGGUUUUUACAACCG
Messenger RNA from Gigantopelta aegis, 3613 nucleotides. RefSeq names its product carcinoembryonic antigen-related cell adhesion molecule 1-like. NCBI's taxonomy places the organism in Eukaryota, Metazoa, Mollusca, Gastropoda, Neomphalida, Peltospiridae. The transcript has 7 exons. The coding region runs from base 1 to 975 and encodes 324 amino acids. The record is from RefSeq and is a predicted model, not a curated record.